Messenger RNA from Diversispora eburnea, 246 nucleotides. Lineage: Eukaryota; Fungi; Glomeromycota; Glomeromycetes; Diversisporales; Diversisporaceae. The record is from the annotation of a GenBank genome assembly.
AUGGAAUCACAUCUUCAACAACAUUCUCAACAAGGAUAUGAAUUCAAUUUUCUUCAAUUACCUGGACCAACUACUUGCUUUCAGUCAGCAGAUUAUUCACAAUAUCAAAAAUUCAAAUUGGAAGAUGAUAUAUCAUCUCUAAUAGUUUUAGAUUGGUUUACUAGUGGGAGAAUGUCUAGAGGAGAACGAUGGGAAUUUGCCAAUUAUAAAUCAGGAAUGGUAAUGAAGAAAAUCAAAUUUUCGUGA